UUUUCUGGCGUGUCAGCGUGUGUCGGUGUCACCAACCCACAACACACAAACCAGUACCAAAAAAAUUGUUAGAAAAAUUUUUUUUUAAUUUUUUUUAGUUCCUCUUGUUAUUUAUCACGAUAUAUUAGUUUCGUCUGUCGAUUAUCAUUUUUUCACUAUUUGGACUGUCGGUCUUGUUUGAUCGGUGUGUCCGUGUUUUUUUUUGCCAUUUGCUCUAAAAUUACAUUGUUGUUAUUUCACAUCAAACAGAAUGUCAAAAAUGGUCGAAUUUCAUUCUCCAUUCAUCGCAAUUGUAGCCAUUGUUGUUACAAUGAUGGCAAAUACUGUGUAUGGUCAAUAUCAUGGAUAUCGGCCAAAUUAUUCACCAAUGGCUUUUUCACCAUAUCAUCCAGCACGCAUAAAUCAUGAAACAUUGCCAAUAAGCCAAGCUGAAUUUGCACAAUUGGUUGCUGAAUCAAUGGCUACUAGUAGUGGUCCACAUCAUCAUCAUCCGCCAAAUACUGAUCAUGAUUAUGAAGGACCGGAACAUUGGACAAAAGAAUCAGACAAGAAUCCUCAUAGUGGACCAGAAAUAAUGCGCGAUGAACAUCAUCAUCAUCACCACCAUCAUCAUCAUCAUCAUCCAAUGUCAUCUGCACCAAGCGCUUCUCAUCAAGAAUCUCCAAUGUAUCAACAUCAAUCAACCGAUCACAACGAACGUUAUGCAGCCGGAUCUAUACGAUCAUCUGCAUUGCCACCAUUACCACCCUCAAUGCAUAAGCCACAUUCUCAUUAUCAACCAGAAGAACGGGGUCCAAGUGAUAUAAUGAGCAGCGGAAGUCAUCACGAUGAGUAUUCAGAUGCACAUCGUACUCCAGUAUUCGAAACCGGUUAUACACCAGAUCCAGAAUCAAUGAGACAUUUGUCAUUGAGAGAGAGCGAUAUGGAUGAUAAUGAGCCACAAACGCAUAUUUAUGGUGGGCGUCCAACUCCUGAAUCAGAGGCUUAUCAACAGCAUCAAAACCCUGGCCAUGCUCCAAAAUACGAAGCAAUCAAUAUGGUAGGCAUAUCAAAUUAUCCACGGGAACAUGAUGAAUAUAGACCUGCUGGCAGUCUAGAUUCAGAAGAACAUUCACCAGUUGGACAGCCAAUUCACGGACCAAACGAUCCACCUCCGUUAGCAUUCCAUCAAGAUUUCUCUCGUCAAUACCAUCAUGCUCAAGUUCCUCGACAUCCACCUCCCCAUUUUAAUAGACCAUCAUACCAUCAUCAUGGUCCAAUGCAUGCAAUGCAUUCGCAUCCCCAUCCACGAAUGCUCAUGUCUGGAAGACAUCCUUCUUCACAUUUCGAUCCACCAAGGCAUCAUCAUCGAAUGCCACCAGUUGAUCAUUACAUGUCUGCCGAUUCAUCCACAAGCAAUGCAAUAGCUGUGGUUGUUCCAACGGUUGCUGCCGAUACAGUGACAACUACAACAACUAUCCAAACGGCAGGCCAAAUGGAUUCAAAAUAAACUGAAUAAAUAAACGAAUAGGGAAAUAAAGUGUUAAAGUGUUA
Dermatophagoides farinae (American house dust mite) is the source of this 1533-nucleotide messenger RNA. Lineage: Eukaryota; Metazoa; Arthropoda; Arachnida; Sarcoptiformes; Pyroglyphidae. The record is from RefSeq and is a predicted model, not a curated record.